AUGAUUAGCCCAACAAUAGCCAGGAGAGCUUCAAUAGAAAAAGGAAACUAUAACCCUGGCUUUGAACAACUUAGCGGAGACUGAGAAGCCAAGAAAAAAAGACUCAAGCCAAGCUCAGAAAAACUCGAAUCAACCCUUGCAAAGCUUGCAUCAAGCAGAAAAAGCGAUUUUCAGAACAAAUGGUCAUUCCUAAUAUUUACCGUGAACCUAUACAACCUUUUCACAGUUCCUUACUUUUUAGGAAUCAAAGGAUUCCCAUGGUCAGUUUGGCUAGCUUUGGAGAUUAUAUUUGAACUGGCCCUGCUUAUCGAUUUGAUUUCUCGAUUUGUUUUCAGAAAUUCUGAGAUCUGAGCAAGAAUGUGGAUGCUUCAUGAGAAGGAAAUGCUUUUGGUAAAAGUAUCCCUUUGUCUGUCUUCAGUCCCAUACUCCUUUUUGGCGUUACUUUUUGGAAUGAAUUUGCAUGGGUACAUUAUUGCAGCGCUCAGAUCUUUCAAACUUCUGCGACUUUUCCAGCUCUCAACUUUCUUUUCGAGUCAAGAAAUAAUUGCAAAUGCUCCACAAGGGUAUUUUAUGAGAAUUUGCAAAAAUUUAAUUUUACUAUUAGGGACGUUGCACUAUUGUGGGAUGCUGCUUCUGUUUGUGGCAAGAGUAGAAAUAGACUGUGGAAAUCAAGGGACUUGGCUUCAGCCUUGGAUUGACGGUGGGGCGGAAAAUUAUGAAAUUUAUACAGAUGCAGUGUUUUGGGCGACUGCCACCUUGUCAACUAUAGCUUAUAUACCAAUUAUAAUUAAUAAAUGCAUAUAUACUGAUAACUAUUAUCCUAUUUUCAUAUAUAAAACAGGAUAAUGACUAAUCAGUAUAAAUAUUUUUAUUCAUUGCCAAAGUGUAAUGACACAACUCCAUUCACACUAGCAGAAAAAUACGCGUCUUCUUUUAUUAUGGUUGUUGGGGCUUCUAUGUGUGCUUGGAUAUCUGGGAACAUCGUUUUUAUUUUGAUUACUUUAAAUCUCAAAGAAUUCGAGGCACAAGAGAGACUGGAAAGGGUCAAAAAAUGAUGCAAACUUAGGCAGCUGAGCCCAAGACUGAAGGAUCGAGUUUUGGCUUAUUACUGGUCAAUUAGAAGCCGCUUUUCUUACCUAAUUGACGUAGAUUUCUUCGUAUCUUCACACGACGACUAUUUCAUAACGACUUUUUUUUUUAACCUAUUUUUUUUUGGCCUAUUUUUUUUUGGCUUAUUUUUUUUUCAUCUACAAUAUUUAGGCAUAAUUCUAUACUAAUUAUUUUAAUCUAAUUUUUAAUGUGUUUUAAACGAUUUAACCAACAAAAAAAAUGCAUCCUUAACAGAUUUCUUACUCAAUGAAUACUAAUUCAUUGCUUUUAAAAUUUCGAGAAUUUUAGAUUUAAUUAGAAGUUUUCCACUUAAUUUACUCAAUAUUAAUUGCGUAAGGAAAAGUCUCUGUUUCUCAAUAAGGUUUUAGUAUUCUCAGCAGCUUUAUCAAUAAGGCCAGGUAAAAAAAAUAGGCCAAAAAAAAAUAGGCCAAAAAAAAAUAGGCCAAAAAAAAAUAGGCAAAAAAAAAUAGGCCAAAAAAAAAUAGGCCAAAAAAAAAUAGGCCAAAAAAAAAAAUAGGUCAAAAAAAAAAUAGGCCAAAAAAAAUAGGCCAAAAAAAAGUCGUUAUGAAAUAGUCGUCGUGUGAAGUAACCAGAUUUCUUAGAAGACUUGCCAUGUUCUCUUAAAAACGAAAUUUCUGAAGCUAUGCAUGAAGACCUUAUACCUAAAAUAAAAUUAUUCUCAUCAGCUCAUCCUGGAUUUGUGCUAGCAAUGACUGAGUGCUUAACACUGCAGAUUUUUAUGAAAGGAGACUAUAUCAUAAGGCAAGCUGAUGUGCCAGAUGAUUUUUUCUUUAUAAAGACAGGCAUCGUUGAAGUAAUUGCAGCUGACUCUAAUAAAACAAUUGCUUAUUUACAUGAAGGCGAUUAUUUCGGAGAAAUUGGGAUUCUAUUGGAUAUGCUGAGAACUGUAUCUGUAAAAGCUUAUACUGCAGCGAUGGUAUCAUCUAUAUGCAAACAAGAUCUUUGUAAAAUACUCAAUGAGUUCCCAGAAUACCAAGAUUAUUUAAUAAGGGUUGCACGCCAAAGACUGGAGACUACAAAAGUUGAAGAUUUGGAUUUCGGAGAUGAAAACCAGAUUGAAGACCCAAGCCCAGAAUCUCCUGGCAAAUCACGUAUUGAAGAAGAAAGUCCUCAAAAUCAGAAAAUUUCUUGUGAGAGAAAUUGAAUUGGAUGAUUCUUUUCUGCGAGAAAUAAUGAUCAGUAUGAAGGAUUUUUAAUUGAUGCGUUUUCUCCUUGCUUUUAUGCGUGAAGCUUACUACUAUAUUUAAGUUUUGCAUUUUAUCUGUUUUAUAUCCCCUUUGCUAUCGCAUUUCAAUACCAUGCAGAUGGAAUAUGGCUCCCAAUAGAUAUUAUUGCUUAUAUUGUAUAUUUAGUUGAUAUACCUAUUCACUUAUACACCUCAAUAUAUACAGAACUAGGAACAUAUAUAGAAGAUAUUCCGUCUAUUAGGAAAUAUUAUGUCAAUAAAUUUUUAUGGUGAGAUUUGGUUUCUCUUGUUCCAAUAGAUUUUAUCUGUACAGGUUUAGGAUCAGCUCAAUAUGUGCCUGCCUUUUUUAGGAUUCUGAGACUCUUCAAAGUAAAACGAAUCCUUAAGCUUUCCCAAAGUUUUUUAUCCCACUCUCAUGCAUCCUUGUCGUAUUCUAGACUGCUGCUUCUUUUUAUUGUUACAAUUUACUACAGCCAUUUUAUUGCAUGCAUCUCUUAUUAUUUAGGGAAGCUGCAAUACUGGGCUAAUCCUGACGCAAGAUUUAAUGAUCAAAACUUUAUUAGCCAGUUUCCACUAAAUAAUUAUUAUGAACCUGGAAAAAUAAUUACAGAUAUUCCUAUUUACGAUCAAUUAAUAUGUUUACGUUUAUGGAAUAGGGGCUCUGAGGCGUAUUAUAUGAUGCAGGCAGAUUGAGAUGGAUAGCGAAAUGACACAUCAAAGGAAAGUAUGCUGAAAUAGGAGUUUUGGUUCUCACCCGAAUUGCUGUCCAGAUGGGCUCGACAGGUUUUGCCUUCCACUAUUUUUUUCUUAUUAGGACUAUCGGAAACAUGGAACAGGAUGGCUCUGACCAGGGACCGAAUUUAUGAUCAGAUGGGCUAUAACAGUAAAUUCAAGAAGAUGGAAUUUGCUGAGCAGUGCAGCAUACGCCCGAUUGUAUAUGCACUCAAUACAGGCCACCUUUACUGGAGAUGAAAUAGCGCGUCAGCUGCUUAUAACCUUAGUGAUUCUUAAUCUAAUCUAUUUACGAUCAAUACGUUAAUUUACUGUAUUUCGGAUAUUCAAUAAGCACAUCUGGAGCAUAUGGAGAUGUACCAGUGCCUACUGUUGCAGAAAAAUGUUUGAAUAUCAUGUUUAUGGUAUUUUCUAUGAUUUUAGCAGCAUUUAUUAUUGGUGAGGCUGCAAGUCUUGCCUCAAAUUAUUAUAAAACCUACACUGAGCACACCAAGAAGCUGAAGACUGUCAAAAGCUGAAUGAACCAUAGUAAGCUUUCAAAAGAACUAAAGAAAAGGGUGCUUGAUUAUUAUGAAUUACUCUGAAGCAAGCUCCAAGGCUGUGACGACGAAGAAAUCAUGCAGGACUUUCCAGAAACCUUAAGAACUGACAUAAAGUAUUAUUUAUUUUCUGGCUUGAUAAAGUCAGGCUUUUUCCCAGAAGAAGAAAAAGGAGCCAUUCUAGCUAUAGUAAAAAAAUUCAAGCUUUUAAUGGCAUGUAAAGAUGAGCAAAUAAUAGCUGAAGGCGAACUUGGUCUCCAAAUGUAUUUUAUUCUUGAUGGAGAAGUCCAAAUCAUUUCAUCUGGGAUUGUGCUAAAUACUUUGACCAAAGGCACUGUUUUUGGAGAAAUGGCCCUUUUAAGUAAUUUUUCUUCUGCAAGGAGAGCGACAGUGAGGGCAAGUACAGAUCUGACUAUUGCUGUCCUUUUAAAGCAUGAUUUUAAUUUCGUCAUGGAGACUUAUCCAGAGUUCUCUAUUAAGGUGAGAAAAUUGGCUGACGAAAGAGAAAACAUGAGCAGGAUGAUCAUUCAAAAAAGGAAAAGCCUGGAGUUCCCGAAUAAUCUCAAAGAUGAAGAAGCAGUCAUUAAUAAUUUAAAAGAAGAAGCAAAGUCUGAGCUAGCUGAAAACGAAACAAUGAUGACUUCCAGAGAAGUCCAAAGCUUUCCACCAGGCGAAAUUAUUGUCAAGAGGCUAAAUAUCAGCCUUAGUUUUCUCAAUCUCUAUAGUUCUCCUGCCAAACAUUAUAUAUAUUUCAUCUUGAACUUAUAUAAUUUCAUUUUUACUCCUCUCCAAAUUGCAUUUGAAUAUGAAUAUAGUCCAGCUUUGCUGGCUUUAGAAAUUUUAUCUAUUUUGCUGUAUCUUCUCAAUAGCCUUUACUAUCUGGAGCUUCGCCGUGCUCUCACAUCUAUUCCAGCUUUACCAAAAGAAAAGAGAUUCCAAUUUUCCAACCCCAGCAGAGCUUUCAAUAAGUUUAUCCACAAUUUAAUACUGGCUAUUCCCUUUGCCCUAAUUUUUAAAUCUAGUGAUCUUACGGAGCCAAGGGAACUUGUAGCUAUAUUUUCAACAAUUAGACUGACAGGAUUUUAUUACAUCGCAGGUUUCUUUUUUUAUAUGAAAAAGAAGCAUUUCAAAAUUUUCACUUAUCUUCGAGUAUUUGAAGUAAUGGUGGUUUAUGUAAUGGUAAAUCAUUUUUGUGGAUCUUAUUUCAUAGAAUGUGCUAAAAGAGAAGAUGUAAUGCACUCAUGAUUAUCAAGAGUCCCAUCUCCUCAACCUGAACAAUAUAGGACUAACAGCUCUGAACCCCUUACUAGGGAUACAGUCUAUACACACGCAUUUCAUUGGUCAUCAAUUGUGGUUUCGCAUGCUGGGUAUGGAUGGGUCGUCAGCAAUUCGCCUUCUGAGAAAGCAUAUAACUGCUUUGUCUUUUUAAUAGGACUUUUUGCUUACUCAAUUUUGUUUGGGAGCAUAACUUCACUUGUGGCAGAACUCUGUUCCUCUGAUCCAAAAUUUACAUUCGAAAAUAGCUAUUGGUAUGUUAAAGAUUUUAUUGAUAAAAAGCAGCUAGGCAGUAUUUUUAUGGGAAAAAUAAAUGAUUAUUUUGACUACUUAUGGAGAUCAAGCAAAGGAAUUUAUGAUGAAAAUAUCUUAAAAGAGCUUCCUCCAUCCUUGAUGUCAGAUAUUCAGUUUUAUAGAUAUUCUGAAGCUGUUAAGAAUGCUAAUAUCUUUAAAAAUCAAGAUGGGAGCAUUAAUGAGCCUUUGGCAAAAUCAAUCCUCAGGCUUCUGAAAGUCGAAAUUUAUUUGGCGGGGGACCCUGUUAUUGACGCAGGAGAAAAAAGGAAUGAUUUAUUGAUCAUUCUUGAUGGAGAAGUGCGUGUUAUCGAUUUUAAAGGUAAAAAGACAGUAGAAAUCCUCUAUCCUGGGGAUCAUUUUGGAGAGAUUCCAACAAUGGUAGAUCUAAUAAAAUCUAGUCCAACUUAUAUAAUUGCAGCAAAAGUAUCUAAAAUAGGAAUUUUAGAAGAAAAAUGCAUCAAGGACCUAACUCCCCCCCCCUUUAAAUUGGAACAAAAUAUAGGUAAAAUUUCCACUUUUUUGGCAAAUUAACCCCCCUUAAAUUGGAACAAAAUUUAAUUUUAUAAUAAAAAAUUUUAUAUAUAUAUCAUAAUUUUUAUGUAAAAAGUUUUGAUAUAAUUUAAAUGUUUCUUUUUAAAUAAAAUUAAAAAUUUAGUUAUAUCCUGCUCUUCUUGUUUAAAGAAUAGAGUAUAAAGAGCAUCUUAUUUAAAUAAAUUUAUUAUCCUUAAUUGUAAAUUUUUAAAAAAAAUUUAAUUAUUUUUGUUUUUUAAAAAAUUGUCAAAAUAAAUUUUAUUUUUUAUGAUAAAAAUGAUAUUUUUUUUAUUUAAAUAGCUUUGAUAUAAAUUCAAUAAGAAUUCUUUACAAAAAUUCAAAAUUUACUUAUCUCUUGCUUUAUUUUAAAGAAUAGAGUAUAAAUAACAUCUAUUUAAACAACAAAAUUAGCACUUUGAUUAAUAAAUUUUCUAAAAUUUUUUUUUUAAAUUUUUUUUAUCAAUAAAAAUAAUAAUUUUUUGUGUAAAUAGUUUUGAUACCAAUUAAUAGUGGCGUAUUAAUUAAUAAUAAAAUUUUAGUUAUAUCUUGCUUUUUUUUAAAGGAUAAAGAGUAAAUAGCAUUUUAUUAAACAAAUUUAUUAAUCUAAUUCGAUAAAUUUUUGAAUUUUUUUUGUAUAAAAAAUUUUUAUAAUGAUUUUUUUUUUUUAAAAAAAUUUUUAUUAACCCCCCUUUAAAUUGGAACACAAAAUUUUUAGUUCCAAUUUAAGGGGGGGGGAGUAAGAGAAGCUUAUCCAGAGUGAUACAGCAGCAUAACUGAGCUCGCAAAAAAUAGGCUAAUAGCCACUUUUUCUUCAGACACUUUAGAUGAAGCCAUUAAUUCUUUUGAAAAAAUAAACUCAAAGAUUCAUAACUGUCCAGAAAUCUCAAAAAAAUACUACGCUAAUAUCCAGAAGCUGCUGGAAGCAAUUAUAUCUGAAGAACUUCUAAAGCUAUCAUCUAAUGCAUGAUACUCUGUUACAUUUCUAUAUAUGUUUUUUCUUACCUACAUUCUUUUUGAGUUGCCCUUAGAAAUUGGGUUUGAAAUGGAGUACAAUUGAUUUCUAUUUGGAAUAGAAAUUAUUAGCCUAUUGGUCUCUGCAGCUUUUAUUUUUGUUAACUUCAAGAAUUAUUUUUUUUGAAGUGGGACAGAUAAAGUUUACAAAGAAUCUUCUCUUUGCUUUGCUUUAGAUAUCUUUUCAUUAUCGCCAUUCAAUAUAAUUUUUGCGAGUGAGCAGAUUGAAGAUCCUAUAGUGUUAAUUACCCUCUUAAGGCUGCUGAGGCUUGUGGCUACUUUUAGACUUAUAGCAUUGUUUGCUAAAAUAAGAAAUCGGUUGAGACAGUUUUCAGCCCAAUUGAAAUUUUUGGAAACCAUGAUUUGUGUAUUGGCCUUAAUUCAUUUUAUGAGCUGUUCAUUUUUCUAUUAUAGCCUUAAUGAAAGAUACUCUUCAUGGGUGAAAGAUAAUGAUCUUCAAGAUUCAGAAACUGGGAACCAGUAUAGUUGAGCGCUUUUCCAUGUGCUGAAUAUUCUCACUUGCACUGGAUAUGGUGGAUUCAUGCUUGAGGCAAACGAUUCUGAAAGAAUUUGAACCAUUUUUUUUAUUUUCUUCGGAGAUAUGAUGAACGCUGUCAUUUUUGGGCUGAUGGCAACUGCGGUUGCCACUCCUCAAUCUGACUUGAAGUAUUAUAUAGAAAAACUGAAAUCUCCAAUGUGUGUAGCUAGCUCUUCAGAAAAGUUCCAUAGUUUAAUAAAGAAAUUGGAAUCUUAUCAUGCAUUUACAACGUCUUUGAAUGUUGUCUAUGGGUCUGUUGACUAUAGAAAUCUCUUUUUAUACCUGCCUCGAAACAUUUCAAAGUCCAUAAUUUUCGAAUGCAGUCGAUCUAUUCUUGAAAAAGUCCCAUAUUUUCAGUUUGAAGAUUCACGAAAGUUUUUUGAGCAGAUUUCAAUAUAUUUAAAGCCCAAGUUUUUCUUGCCAAAAGACUAUAUUAUUCAUAAAGAAAAAUCAUGUGAUGAAAUUUUCUUUAUUAUUGAAGGAUCAAUUGCUUUGAUAUCUGCCAAUGGCAAAACGAUCUUGAAAACCCUCAGAAAAGGAUCUCUUAUUGGCGAUUUGGAAUUUUUAACGUCAGUGAAGUCGACAUUUUCAGUUAUUGCAAAAAGCAUGUGCUAUACUUAUUCUUUAGACAAAAAAGAUUUAAUGAAGUCAUUUGAAAAAUACCCUGAUGUCUUUGAAGAAAUAGAGAAGAGAAUUGUCAAGCAUGAUGGCCUGCCAAUUGACAUUGCAAAUCAAGACUCUGCAAACGAUGAUGAGUUGAUCAAGCUAAGAAGCGCUGAUUUGAGGAAUGUUCUUGGGGUGCAGGUCAAAUGACUUUGCCUUUUUGAUAGUGUCGAUUUCAUCGAAAAAUUUUUGGCAAAAAAUUUUCGACCAAAUAGAUUUCGAUGAAAUGUACACUGUCAAAAAUCCACAGUCAUUUUGUCAUGGAGCCAUGUUCUUGAUAUUCAGACUGGGAUUACCGAAUUUGAUUUUAGUAAUAAAGGGAGAAGGGAAUCUUUGAAUAAGAGAAGAAAAAAUCUUAUUGCAAGAUCGGGCUCUAAUUUGGGGGAGAGAAAGCAAAGCAUUUCUAAGAGUAUGCCAGAAAGGCGGUUGAGCAGAGAGUAUGCUCCAAUUUUAGAUGUUUCUUUUAAGAGCACAGCUCAAAACCAAGAAAGUUAUUAA
Messenger RNA from Blepharisma stoltei, 8398 nucleotides. The record is from the annotation of a GenBank genome assembly. NCBI's taxonomy places the organism in Eukaryota, Ciliophora, Heterotrichea, Heterotrichida, Blepharismidae.